This is a messenger RNA of Sapajus apella (tufted capuchin), 635 nucleotides long. RefSeq lists its product as uncharacterized. The record is from RefSeq and is a predicted model, not a curated record. The coding region runs from base 1 to 324 and encodes 107 amino acids. NCBI's taxonomy places the organism in Eukaryota, Metazoa, Chordata, Mammalia, Primates, Cebidae. The transcript is spliced from 2 exons.
AUGGCUAUUUUGCCCACUCCCACAGGUGGAGCUGGAGCGAGCCAAGACGCAGCUGACGUUCAUGCUUAUGAUGAACCUGGAGUCCAGGCCCGUGAUCUUCGAGGACGUGGGGAGGCAGGUGCUGGCCACUCGCUCCAGAAAGCUGCCGCACGAGCUGUGCACGCUCAUCUGCGACGUGAAGCCGAAGAUGUGAAGAGAGUUGCUUCUAAGAUGCUCCGAGGGAAGCCGGCAGUGGCAGCCCUGGGUGACCUGACCGACCUGCGCACUUAUGAGCACAUCCAGACCGCCCUGUCCAGCAAGGAUGGGCGGCUGCCCAGGACUUAAAGGCUCUUCGGGUAGAGCCGCUGCCUGGCCGGACAGACCCAGGAGCUGCGCCAGAGCAGAGCCCUUUCCCACGCGUUAGUUUGGACACAAAUUUAGUGUAAGAAGCUGUCUGGUUGUAGAAACAGCACACUGUUGCCAGCGCACCCACACAGUUUGCGUUCCUUCAGAACUGAACGUGCCAGUCAGUGGGGUCAGUGCGCUCCCUGACCACUGCAAGCCGGGAAGCUGGUGAAGUGCUGAGCUCUGGGGCGCAGCUGCCAUCAGGAGGCCCGGUCGGCCGGGUCCCCCUCCUCAGGGGCUCUUGGCACUUG